GCGCACAGCGCACCGUCACCAGCCGCUCUCCCUGCACCGUCUCCCGGCCUGACUCGACAAAAUGGGUUUAGAGAAGGAGAAAUUGGAUACCAGCAUAAUUAUGGACGAAGAUGAGUUCAACAGAUCGAUAGAGCCCAUUCUAUCGAACAAGGGGAAAGUGUAUACAGCGUCACCCGACAGAGAUCCAAACGAUAUCAACCCACAUCUGAAGGUGGGUUUUGAAGAUGUCAUCGCGGAGCCCAUUUCCACACACAGUUUUGACAGAGUGUGGAUUGGAAGCCACGCCACCUUUGAGCUGGUCAAAUUCGGCUUUUACCGCCUGUUGACUACUCUACUUGCUGUGCCCGUGGCUUUCAUCCUCGGGAUAGUGUUUGGAGUGCUCAGCUGUGUUCACAUCUGGGUGGUGAUGCCUAUGAUCCAGAGCUUCAUGAUGCUCUUACCGUCUAUCCACAUUGUGUGGAGGAGUCUGAUGGACAUUCUCGUAACGCCGCUUUUCCACAGUAUGGGGAAAAUCUUGUCCUCCAUUCAAGUCAAGGCUACAGAAAACUGAAACUUCUGUCCCUGGGGAGAAAGAAAUGUGCCGGGGGGACUGGGGUCAGUGAUGAAAGAGUGACUGAAGCGAGUAGGAUACAUCAGCUCUAAGUGAAGUAUGAUAUCCUGGUGGAUGUUAUUGCAAAGUAAUAUUCUGUAGAUUUUUUAUUUUUUUUUGAAAAAUGUGGCCAUGAGGGCUAAGUUUGUCAAACAUAUAAUCUGAUCUGCUUUUUCUCAGAACACAUCAAAUGAACCACAUGGUUUGAAACAGCAAAAACACACCUGUGUUCAGUCUGACUGAAACAAGGUUAAAACAUUAGAAAAUUAGAAAUUUAAGAUAUGCUAUGAACAUAUUUCACUAACCCUUUUCAGUGUAUCAAGCAAAGACACGAUGCAAAUAACAUGACUUGCAAAUAAGCAAAUCUGCACAUGCAGUCAUCUAAUGAAACCCUCAUAUAUUUGCAGACAGCUUGUGUGCACCGCCCAAAAUGGAGUUGUUUUGCUGAUUGUGACCAAAAAAAAUGUUUGUCAUUCCAUUCCUUUGUGGGUGGCAGAGUUGUAAAAAUUGUUGCUGUUCAACCUAACAUAUUGCUGACUUGCUAAGAGAUGUAAUAUUUUUUGCUUUUUUAUCUAUAUAUAUUGUGUAUAAUAUUAAGCAUUCAGCUGGAAGUUUAGUGUAAUGAACCGAAUAGUUUGCUCAAGAGCAGUUUAUUGGAAUAUUAAGUGCUAUGAAGCAGCUUGUUGCACAUUUGCAGCCUUAUUUUACUGUAUCAGCAAUAAUAAUGGGCAUUUGCUUAUGUAUGGAGCAUACAGUUAUUUAAUUAUGUUAUAUAAACAGGAUUGUAGAUCAUUUUAGAGGGGCCUUUCUAAUUUAUUAUUUAUGGGACAAUUAGUUCUUGAUUGACAGACACUGACAUCAAAAGACUUUACUACAGUGUGAUGAAGGAGUUCCGUAUUUCAUUCGACUGAAGCCUUGGUUGAGCUGAGUGAGACUGUGGUACAUGCAUUUUGGAUAAGCUCUGUUUACUGCAACACAGCAGCUUAGUGAGCUGGGAUUUGGAAUACUUCUACAGCUGGAAUUCAUUUAAAAAAUGACAUGAUUUUUACCAUUUUGGAGUGGUUUUGAUAAAUGUUUAAUUUGAAAUAUAAGCUUGCACAGCUCCUACUUGCAAUGAUCUGCACAGUCCAAAGUUUAAAAUGUGUUAUUGAGAGCAUCAGUUCAGCAGUCAGGUCUGCGUGUCAGGUACAUGCUUAUAUGUCUGUUUGCUUUUGUACUGUUUUCACUGUGCACUUCUGUCAAGUGCAAACCCACCUUAGACACUCAUGGUCUAAAACCAAACUUUGGUAUAGUCCGCACAUCCCUUCUCAUUCCCAGACCGUCAAAAGAAAUUAUUUCUGUCAAAGCCACUGACAGAACUUAACAACAUAUGUUCAUUCCAGUAAUGAGUAAUGUUACGUUUCCUCUUCUUUAGAAAUCUGUGACUACUUUUGUAACAACAUACAGGGAAGCACAGUGGCUGGCAAUGUGGCAUCGCUGCAAGAGAUAUGAAUUUGCUGGCCAACUGUGGCCUUUCUGUAUGCAGUUUGCAUGAUCUCCUUGUGCCUGCGUGGGUUCUCUCCAGGUGCCCGGCACCCUCCCACGGCCCAAAGACAUGCAUGUUGAGUUGCUUACUGGUUCUAGAUUGGUUGUAGGUUUGAAUACACCUGGAUGACUGUAUGUCUCUGUGCUAGCUCUGGGGUGGACUGGUGAUUUAUAGGCUGUACUCUGCCUCUCAUUCUAUUACAGCUGGGAUAGACUCCAGAACCUUUCCACCCUGCAGUGGAUGGAUGGAUUAUCACACUGAAAAUUCAAAAUAGCCUUUAAGGUUUUGCAUCAGCUCUCAUAAAAAUACCUGACUAGGAUUCCAACUAAGGAAACGCUAGGUCAUUUGCUGCCAUUUGGACUGAUCUUCAGAGCUUUAGUUUAUAAUUUUACACUACCAAGCAGUGAGUGAUGGGUAUACAUUUCCAGCUAUACCUCCUGUUUGGUGCCUCGGGAUGAGAAUGUGUAUGUUGUUGCUUGGUUAGUUGCUUUUACUGUUUGAAGUCUGAAAAACUUGACAGCAAGCUAAAACGCCUGUAUACCUCUCACAUACUGUAUUAUCUCACUGUUGUGGCUCAUGUUAUAAACAGAUGCUACAUCCAGGUGACACUGACCAACAUUUCCACAUAUUCGAGUUUCUGCAGUCCUUUGUAGUCUUGUAACAAAUAUCAGAAUUUUUAAGUAGAUGCUAUAGUUUCAUUAGAAGCUAGUCGCUAACGUUGUAGUCUCUUGUUGGAGAUAGUAAAAUGGGUUCAUCCGAAAUGGACACACAACAAAAGUUAAACUUGUUCAGUGCAAUUAAGUUUAUAGUAGAUCACAAUUCAGAUUUUUCAAGGAAGAUGAAUCAGUUGAAAUAAAAGCUACAUUGGCAUGUACUGGUGGUUGCACUGCUGGCUAACCUGCUGAACAUUUAAAUCAAAAAGCUGAACGCUGUAUGAUGCAAUGCUUUGUUUCAAUGCAUUUUGUUGGGCUUUGUGGUCAGCUCUUGGAUGACCAUUAAAGUAGAGUUGUACAACUGAAGGUGGAAGACAGUUGUGUGCAGCAGCAGCAUGAAACCACAACAUUUCAUCUGGGCUUUUUAUUCUAGCACAGGCUAUAUAUUCAUUAAAGACAAAAAGGUUAUAAUACUGUAAGGUAUUCACUUGUCACUAAAGUAAAACUACUUAAACUACUUUACUUUAACAGUAAUGAUGCUACUUUUAUGAGUUUGAUUUAAAUUUUUCUGGUUACUGUUUUACACAACAUUGACACAUUUUGGAAUGAAACUCUUAUUUUAACAAUAAAUAUGUCCUUCAUGACAAAAAUAAAGAUCUUUUUUUUCCUUAA
This is a messenger RNA of Neolamprologus brichardi, 3439 nucleotides long. RefSeq names its product caveolin 2 (gene cav2). Gene Ontology annotation, molecular function: molecular adaptor activity; protein kinase binding. Gene Ontology annotation, biological process: cell differentiation; negative regulation of endothelial cell proliferation; caveola assembly. The record is from RefSeq and is a predicted model, not a curated record. NCBI's taxonomy places the organism in Eukaryota, Metazoa, Chordata, Actinopteri, Cichliformes, Cichlidae. Gene Ontology annotation, cellular component: focal adhesion; sarcolemma; perinuclear region of cytoplasm.